UUCCCAGAUACGGAGAGAGUGAAAGAGAAGAGCUGCGACCCACGGAGAGAAACGCGGCAAGGAGACGGGAAGAAAAGGCAAAGAGGACGAGCGACAUCCUGGUCAGAUCUUUCAGAGAGCCUCCAAGACUGAAGAGUUGUGUCACAGAGAGCCAGGAAUGUCUGUGGCCAGCCCCCCAAAGCGCAUGGUGUCGUCGGUGUUCAUCACCUUGGCUCCCCCACGACGGGCACCGCCGAAAACACCACCUCAGGGUGCUGAAUCGCAGCCAACGAUCGCACAGACGGGGUCUCUACCAAACCAGUCUGUGGCACCAGCUGGCACACAAAAGGGCAUCACCAAUGGAGCCCUCAAGGCAGAGCCAGCAGGCACCACUAGAGCCGGGCAAAAUUCUCUCUCCAAUGGAGUCCAUCCUCGGACAUUACAAGGUGGAGCCACGAGCCAAAUAUCAGGACAGGCUGGGCAGAAUUCUUUUGUUAACUAUAACACAGAUCCUCCUCUUCCUUUACCUCCACCCCCAGCUGAGGAAGAGCUGCCUGCACCACCACCUCCAGCAGAUGUGGUCUCCAGCCGCAGUAGUCGGGGGCUCCAGACUGUACCAGGACAGCAAACCAACUCCAGCAAGUCCCACCAGAGAGCAAACGAUUCCACCACACUAGGAGCAAAUGAAGUGCUGCCCCCUGCAGGGAGAACACAGGCCGCGCUGGAUGAGUUGUGGCAAACCCUUCCUGUGCCCCAAUUUGAGGAGCAAGAGGAGAAGAAGCAGAAAAGUCCAGACAUCUGUGGAUUCUGCCAUAAGGAAGUCGACCUCAAGACUCCAGCCAUAGAGGCAAUGAAGAAAGUUUACCACGCUGUGUGCUUUACCUGUCGGACGUGUAACCACCCCCUGGCAGGACAGCUGUUCUACAAUAAAGAUGGCGUGCCAAUAUGUGACCCGUGUUACAAGGCCACUCUGGAAUGUUGUAGCCACUGCGGUCAGGUGAUUGAGAGCCGUGUGAUCCGUGCCUUGAAGAAAGCUUUCCACCCUGAAUGUUUUAUGUGCUCGGUGUGCCAGCACCAGAUAGGCGAGGAACGCUUUGCUGUGGAUGACAAUGGAGAGGUGUACUGCCUCCAAGAUUAUUACAGGAAAUUUGCCUCCGAGUGCAGCGCAUGCAAGAAGCUCAUCAUCCCUGGAGAAGAUGGAAAGGAUGCAUUCAACAUUGAGUGUAUGGGUCGGACAUUUCAUGAGGCCUGCUACUGCUGUGAGAAUUGUGGCAUUUCUCUGUCCCCUGAACCAAAUGAAAAGGGCUCGUUUCCCCUUGGUGACCGUAUGCUCUGCAAGGCCUGUCACCAGAUUCUGAGCCAGCAAGGUGCCAGCUAACGGGCUUAACCUGCAUCCACGAUAUCUUCAACCAUUCCUGCAUACAAUGGGAAGAUAGAAAAUCAUCAUCUAGACCGUCUGAUUGGUCCUUGCAAGAGCCAAUAUCUGCACCUCAAAUUUUCCUAUUUUCAGCAAAGCCAGCGAGUGAAUGACACAUCCUGUGGUCUUUUGUGGAACGAUGGCUGUGCCUUAGCACCACAAACUGUGACAAAGCAUCACACUCAUAGUGCCAAAAUUCAAAAAUCUGCCAUCAUAGAUGCCCGGUAUUAUUAAAGCUCCUGGAUUCACUGCAGCUCCAGAACGUGAAGACUGGGAGGGCGUCAAACCCAAUGGGAGUGAAGCCGUGUGUCUGUCCCAGAGGGCUCCUUUUCACUCUGCUGUUUUAUUUUCAAUCAGUAUGCCAAGUGUAAUUUAACUUGUUCAGACAAACAAAUCCCAGCAUUACAAGAUGGUAUUCAAGAAAUUGUUAAUAUAUUUGCUUAUAUAUAUAUAUAUAUAUAUAUGUGUGUGUGUGUGUAUGUGUGUGUGUUGUGAUUAUAUGCCAAUGUAUCUAUUUACCCGUCGCCAAAGGACCACAUACAUGUGAAUAAAAAUUGCACAGUAUUAAAAACA
This is a messenger RNA of Polypterus senegalus (gray bichir), 1969 nucleotides long. RefSeq names its product filamin binding LIM protein 1 (gene fblim1). The transcript has 8 exons. Bases 158 to 1357 code for a protein of 399 amino acids. The record is from RefSeq and is a predicted model, not a curated record. Lineage: Eukaryota; Metazoa; Chordata; Cladistia; Polypteriformes; Polypteridae. Gene Ontology annotation, molecular function: filamin binding. Gene Ontology annotation, biological process: cell-cell adhesion. Gene Ontology annotation, cellular component: stress fiber; focal adhesion.